UUCCACUGGUGUGAGGAGGAUCAGCAGCAACAUGCCGACUGUCGGAGUAAAGAGGGAUCUCCUUUUCAAAGCUUUGGGCAGAACUUACACCGAUGAGGAGUUUGACGAACUGUGCUUUGAGUUCGGGCUGGAGCUGGAUGAAAUUGAAAGGCAGGAUUUGAUUCUACAACAUGAAGCUAUCUUCAGUUUUACCAACUGCUCGACCUCAGAGAAGGAGAUAAUCAGCCGAGAGCAGGGGGACUCCAAGGCAUCAGGGGCAUCUGACGUCAUCCUGUACAAGAUUGAUGUUCCAGCUAAUCGCUAUGACCUGCUGUGUCUGGAGGGGCUGGUGCGUGGGCUGCAGGUCUUCAAGAACAAGUUGGAGGCACCUCGCUACAAACGUGUCAGCCCGGCCGGCAGGGAGCCUCAAAAGCUGAUCAUAACUAAGGAGACAGCGGCAGUGCGACCGUAUGCCGUGGCAGCUGUGUUGAGGAACAUUACCUUCACACAGGAGCGCUACGACAGCUUCAUCGAGCUGCAGGAGAAACUCCAUCAGAACAUCUGCAGAAAGAGGAGCAUAGUGGCCAUCGGGACCCAUGACCUGGACACCAUCAGUGGCCCUUUCACGUACACCGCCAAACCUCCCGGAGACAUCUGCUUCAAACCUCUCAAUCAGACCAAGGAGUACACGGCCACCCAGCUCAUGACCCUCUACAAGACAGACAGCCACCUGAGGCAUUACCUUCACAUUAUUGAAGACAAGCCAGUGUACCCCGUCAUCUACGACAGCAACGGUGUCGUCCUGUCCAUGCCUCCCAUCAUCAACGGUAACCACUCAAAAAUCACCCUCCAGACAAAGAAUGUCUUUGUUGAGUGCACAGCCACAGACCUGACGAAGGCAAAGAUCGUGUUGGACAUGAUGGUGACGAUGUUCAGCGAGUACUGUUCACAGCCCUUCACGGUGGAGGAAGCUGAGGUGGUGUACCCUGACGGCAAGAUCCAUAAAUACCCGGAGCUGGCUUACAGGAAGGAGAAGUUGUCCAGCGAGUUCAUCAACAAAAAAGUUGGCAUCAAUGAGUCCACAGAGAAAAUCGCCCAGCUCCUGACCAGGAUGUGCCUGCGCUCCCAGGUGACCGGUGUCGGCGAUGAGAUUGAGGUUGAGAUCCCUCCCACACGCUCAGACGUCAUCCACGCCUGUGAUAUCAUGGAGGACGCUGCUAUGGCGUACGGAUUCAACAACAUCACCCGCACCACACCGCGCACCUACACUGUGGCCAACCAGUUUCCAAUGAAUAAACUGACGGAGCUGUUGAGACAAGACCUGGCAGCUGCUGGAUUCACAGAAGCCCUCAACUUUGCCCUGUGUUCCAAAGAAGAUAUCGCCGACAAGCUGGGGAAGAAGAUCUCAGACACCAUGGCUGUUCAUAUCUCAAACCCCAAGACCGCUGAAUUCCAGGUGGCGCGCACCACCUUACUGCCGGGCCUGCUGAAAACCAUCGCUGCCAACAGGAAGAUGCCCCUUCCCCUCAAACUGUUUGAGAUCUCUGAUGUGGUGCUGAAGGAUGAGACCAAAGAUGUUGGUGCUAGGAACAGCCGGCGUUUCUGUGCCGUUUACUACAACAAGAGUCCGGGCUUUGAGGUGAUCCACGGCCUUCUGGACCGAACCAUGCAGCUGCUGGAGGUGAAGUCAGCCCGAGGGGACGGAUACCACAUCCAGGCUUCAGAAGAUUCCACCUUUUUCCCGGGGCGCUGCGCAGAGAUCUUGGUCCAUGGAAAGAGCGUGGGCCGCCUCGGGGUCCUCCACCCGGAUGUCAUCAACCGCUUCGAGCUGACCAUGCCCUGCUCGGCACUGGAGAUGGACAUCGAGCCUUUCCUUGGCCACACUGCAGAAACCACCCUCACACACGACGUCCCCAUGCAGGAAGUCAUCAAGCACAACUUCCCCACGCAAGAUGAUUCCUCGCAGACCGCGUCGUCCCGCCCCACUUCCACAAAAACUGUGUUUGGUGACAUGAGCACGCCCGCUGGCCUUAAAGCUCUUAAUGACUUUCUGGCAGACAAAAGCUACAUAGAGGGCUUUGUGGCGUCCCAGGCAGACACAGCAAUGUUUGACGCCAUCCCUUCUGCUCCCUCGCCGACCUUCUGCCACCUCAUGCGCUGGUAUAACCACAUCAGGUCCUUCCAGAGGGAACGAGCCAGCCUCCCUUCAGCUAAGAGUCAGUUUGUACUCCCAGCUUCCACCCAAGCCCCGACAAAGAACACCAGCGACGACGACGAUGACGACAUGGACCUAUUUGGCUCAGACGAUGAAGAAGAGAGCGCAGAGGCGGCCAGAAUCAAGGAGCAGCGCCUUGCUGAGUACGCCGCCAAGAAGUCCAAGAAGCCAGCUCUCAUCGCCAAGUCCUCCAUCCUGCUCGAUGUCAAGCCCUGGGACGACGAGACGGACAUGAGCAAGCUGGAGGAGUGCGUCCGAAGCGUUGGCAUGGAAGGACUGCUGUGGGGGCAGUCCAAGCUGGUCCCGGUUGGCUACGGCAUCAAGAAGCUCCAGAUAGGCUGCGUGGUGGAGGACGAUAAAGUGGGCACGGACCUGCUGGAGGAAGCCAUCACCGCCUUCGAGGAAUAUGUUCAGUCUGUGGACGUGGCUGCCUUCAACAAGAUCUGAAGCACACGGAUACGGACUGAACUCCCUGAAUGGUUCCAUCUGAUGUCUCUGAUGUCAUCUGACAGUCUCUGUGAAAGAUGAAGAAAAAUGUCCAACGUCCAUGUAAAGCAACAACCACUGCUCAGGUUCUUUAUUGAAGAGACUGUUUAUCUUUUCAUAGAAACUUGCAUUCAAAGAUCAAAUAAAGCCAUUCUAACUUUUGAACAAGUA
This is a messenger RNA of Notolabrus celidotus (New Zealand spotty), 2851 nucleotides long. It is a transcript of the gene farsb, whose product is annotated as phenylalanyl-tRNA synthetase subunit beta. The transcript is spliced from 19 exons. Gene Ontology annotation, biological process: phenylalanyl-tRNA aminoacylation; translational elongation. NCBI's taxonomy places the organism in Eukaryota, Metazoa, Chordata, Actinopteri, Labriformes, Labridae. Gene Ontology annotation, molecular function: RNA binding; phenylalanine-tRNA ligase activity; ATP binding. The record is from RefSeq and is a predicted model, not a curated record. Bases 32 to 2641 code for a protein of 869 amino acids. Gene Ontology annotation, cellular component: eukaryotic translation elongation factor 1 complex; cytoplasm; phenylalanine-tRNA ligase complex.